Molecule: messenger RNA, 4614 nt
Organism: Phyllostomus discolor (pale spear-nosed bat)
Lineage: Eukaryota; Metazoa; Chordata; Mammalia; Chiroptera; Phyllostomidae
Gene: C8H8orf58
Product: chromosome 8 C8orf58 homolog
Source: RefSeq, a predicted model, not a curated record
UUUGGAAGAUGGAGUUAUUAGCCAAACCCAUUUGUCAGUACAAAAGCCUGGGGCUGACCCACACAGGGGGCAAGGGCGACCCACUGGGUCAUGCAACUGCAGUUUGCACAGUGCGGUGCCCUCUUUAAUGUCUUCUGCCUGUGGGAGAAUAACUUCAGAAAUGGUGACAGAUUCCAGUUAGCUGUGUCCCAAGAGAGCAUGUGAUACUGCCCCCUUCAGUUGGAGGUGAGAAACGGACUCUCCUGAAGUUCUACAGCUGGAUAACUAAAGUGCCAGGGAGGUUUACUUGCAUGAGUCCAGUCGUCACAGUUGGGUGGGCACUGCUGUUGUCACCCUCUCUAUACAUGAAGACACCGAAGGCAGGGAGGGUGAGGGACUGGUUUGGGGGCUCUUAGCUGGUAAGGGGAGGGGGCCUCUGAAAGAACCCAGAGCCUGACUUCUGGGUUUCUGGCUUGUCUGGGGUGGGGGUGCUCUUGCCCCUCCAGCACCAGAGGCAGCCUCCUGGGCCCCCAGGAAGGGCACCAUGGCUCCCAGCCAUCUCUAGUCUGGCAGGAGCUGCCCCCAGGAUUUCGGCUGUGCCGGUGGUCCCGUGGGGAGAUGAUUGUCCUGCAGUUGUCAGGUGAAGGAGUGGCCGCAGAGGUGGUCCUGUGAGGGCACACUGCCAGGCAGGGCAGCAGAAGGCAGAUGGGAAGGAAGUGUGUGCCCCACCCCCCAAGGUGUCCCUGAUCGCCUCGAGGGGGCUGGCAUAUCUGCCUGGGGGGUGGGGUGGGAAGACAUGGCCUGGAGGGGAGUGUGCAUGGGGGGGGGGGUGUGGAGGGGAGCUCUUCUUUUGAGGCCGCACAAAACCUUGUGCUGAGACAUUGCAUUCCUGCUGGCUGGCUUCCUGUUCAGAUGCAUUCCUGCCCAGAGUCACCGAGGAGACUGCUGCUUGGAAUUUGGCCUCACAUUCUCCAAAUUCAGGGCGAGAUCUGGCAAAGUUUCCCUCCCUUCCCUCCCCACCUUCUCGCUUUGGAGGGAGGAAGCCACGGGACUGGCCAGCCCUCCUACCCUCCUUCCCCGGGAGGGCUGGUGGGGCGUCCAGCGGGGCCUGGGGGGUUUGGUAUACACGUCCCGUUUGAAUUGCACAAAGCGGUUUCUGGCAGGCCCAGUGCUCUCUGCUUCCCUCUCUGUGUCUGAGAAAGAGGAAUGGGGAGCAGAUGCUGCCCAGGAUAGGCCUGCCAGGAGGGCAGGAGCGGUCAGCCCAGAGGACCCAGGGCUACUGGGCAGGGGUUUGUUUGGCUUGACAAGCAGGUAUUAAGAACAGCUGGCAAGUCAAGCACCUGGCUACCAUUCUUCCUUUCCUGGGCAUGUCUGUCGGCCUGUUUCAUGGUCUUAUAAAGUUAGAAUCUUGUAGUUUGUGGUUCUCUGAUGAAAGCUCCUGCGCAGGGUGUUUGAGAAAGGGUGCGAAGGAGCUGGGAGCAGAAGGGGUGGGCAGACAUCCUUCCCUCCCAGAGAACAGCCACUUCCUCCCAGGCGCCAGCUCCGGCCCACCCAGCCCCGCCCCCCAGGGUCAGGUGCCGGUUUGCACGUCCACCAGCUCCCUGGUCUGCUUCCAGGGGAUUUGGGUUCUGCUGGGGUUUUUCCAGCCAGGUCACCUUCCUUAGGAGGUUGAGGUUUCCUUAGAGGCCACCAGCCAUCUGGUCACCAGGCUCUCUCUUUCAGCAGCCGCCUGGUCCCCCAGCCCCUCUCAGGGCCUGGGACGAGCGAGGGUCGUGGGGUGGAGUGGGUAGGAGAGGGCCGCAAUGAGGAAAGGGAAGCUGUUCCGCUUGCGCUUGCACCACCUCCAGGCCUCUCUCCUUUCGGACUCCCUGGCUCACUUCUUCCCCAGUCCUGCAGUCCCACCCAGCCCCCAGCUUUAGGGUCCCUGGGUGAGGAAGAGGAGGGGCACCCAAGGUGCUCUGGAGCUGUCCUAAAGGAUUUCCCUCUGGGCAGAGAUCAGUCCCCUAUUUCUCGCGCCAGUUUCUGAGUGGCGGUGUGACGUGCCCCAGGCGCACAGCUGGGAGCUCAGGGACGGACGUCUGCGCCCUGGUCAGCGGCCUUCCCACGGCCAGCACGUGGGGUUCCGUUUCCUUCCGCGCUCUAGUCCAGUCCCCGCCCGUCGGCUUCAUCUGGGCGGCAGGAAGGCAGGACUCCGCGUGUGAACCGGGGGCGGAGUGACCCUGCGCAACCAGACAGAGAGCGACCUGGGGGUGGGAGGGGGGCUGCCCCGGCCUGAAGCACAGAGGAUCGGCGUCCCGAAGGAGAGGGACCAGGGUCCUUCUCUGCGCCCAGCCAGCCCUGGGGGGCCACCCCGGCACACGUGGCCCCGCGUGCAGCCCCCGCUCUCUUCACACCUGCAACCCUCCUGUUGCCUCGGUUCAUCCCCCCGCUGGGAGUGGCCCGGGGCGGCGCCCAGGGAGUCAGGACGACAGCGAAGCCCGGGGCGCUGCAGCAGCUAGGGGACGCGGGAGAGCGCUCCGUCCCGCUGCAGCAGUCAGGGCGGAGCGGGGCCAUGCUGGGCCGGCGGCGCGUCUUCGCAGUGGAGCCUCUGGGCGGCCGGGAUGGAUCUGGUGAGAACCUGGCCCAGGGUUGCGUUGUGCCUGGAGUCACCAGCACCUACAGACGGAUCCUGGAUGCCUCUCAAGGGUGCUCACUGGGCUCCCGGGAGGGGGAUGGUGAGGUGAAGGGUCUCUGGGGGCAGGUGCCACUUCUCAAACUGGCCUCCCAGGACUCAGGAGUGGAGAUGGCGGUUGGGGACAGCUCCCUGACCACCUCACCGGGCCUUUCUGAGGAAUCUCUGGACUUUGAGCCUGUGGGGCGCCGUGAGCCCCUGGCCCUGCCUGUGGAGCUUCCUGCCCACCUGGACCGUAUCCUGGCCAGCCGGAAGCUAGAGCAGGUGCUGGAGCGGUCCAGCCAGCUCCCGACUUCCCCUGCCAGCUUGUCACAACACUGCCGCUCCCCAAAGCCAACAAGGAAGCCUGAGACGGAGUGCCCCUUUUUUGGAGCAGGGGACCAGGAGGCCACCAAGGCAGAAACUGACCAAGAGGCAGGCCCAGAAGAAGCAGAGGUGGUGAGGGGCGUGGGGCCUGAAGCCUGGGCCUGCCUCCCAGGACAGGGUCUUCGCUAUCUGGAACACCUGUGCCUAGUGCUGGAGCAGAUGGUGCGGCUCCAACAACUCCAUCUGCAGCUGCAGACCCAGAGGCUCCCUGGGGGCCCAAGUGUCCUUCUCUCCUGCACUCGGGACCCUGACGAGGAGGAGCCGACCCUGGAGCCUUUGCUUCCACCCUCUCACGCCCCAGGCAGUGGGGUACACGGGUCCUGGGAGCUGCUCAGCCAGGCAAAGGAGGCAGGACCUGGGUCACCUGAUUCUCUCUCUGAAAGCGCAAAAGGAGCUUCACUCCCAAAGGUGGCAGUGCCCAGUGCCCACCCUUCUGGGCUGUCAGAGGCCUCCACAGGGCCAGCUUACAACUUGCCAUGCUCCCAGAUUCACAAGCGGGAUCUCUCCCACUGGAACAAGGUCAAGGUCCUUCUCAAUCGGAUUCGCUGGAAGAGCUCUCAACAUUCUGAGCCCCCUGCCCCUCCUCAUGGCCCUGCCCCCAGGAUUGGGUCAAGGGACCUCCCUGAAAGACCUCCAUGCCGCCCCCUCCGGAAGACUUUUAUGCCAUCAUUAGUGGUGAAGAAGCAACAAGGAAAAAACCUUUCUGUCUGCUGAGACAUCCUGGUGCAGGCAUGCUCCUGUGCAGAGGGGUGUGCAGUGAAGUCUUCUUUGCCCUUUGCCCUGUCGCUGUUUUUGGGCACUGCCAGAGAAGCUGCCGACGCUUGCACUUCUCUCUGAGGCGAGGGCUGAGUCCUUCUCAUCUGAGCAGCUUGGCAGGGGAGUCCUGGUUCCCCGAGAGACCCCAAAGUGUGGCAGCCCCUGGGCACCUCCCUUGGCUUCCAGAAAUCCCUGAGCCUCGAUAAUGUGAACUGAUUCCUCAGGCAUCCUUGGAGCCUGUUUGGCAUGGUGAUGUUGUCAGGGCCCAGCCUGCUGCGUAUGUGUCUAUAUGCAAAUGAUACAUACACAUAUCUCUGUGAGACUGCCACAGCUGUGAACUGACUGGAUCCAACCAGCUCUCCUGAACCACACACUCAGAAAGCCGGUCUUCUGGGCGAAGUGACUGCAGAGGGAGGGAACUGACUGACCUUCAUGCCUCAGUGCACAGUUGCUAGUCCUGGAGUCCUGCUUUUCUCCUCAUUGCUGUGUGGGAAGCCCCAGCACAGAGAAGGGCACUGCCUUGGCUGUCUCCGCGUUGAGUCUGGUCCAUGGAGCCGUGCCUGUGAAGACUGCACCAGGAAUGGGGAGGGUUCAAGAAAAACAUGGACACUAGCAGAGUAACCCCAGGGGUCUAUUCCUAGCUGCGUUGUUCCUCACUAGCUUUACACCAUCACAGCUGAAACUGGAGGCCCAUACCAGCUUUUAGACCUGGACAAAGUCCCUUAACUUUUUUGAGCCAUAGCUUCCCAUUUAAUCUCCCAAAUGGUAUAAUGAUGAUUGACCUACCUACCUCACCGGCUUGUUAUGAGGAUAAAAUGAGAUUAAACUGUCUCAAAGUGCUU